Cercospora beticola is the source of this 1786-nucleotide messenger RNA. RefSeq names its product alanine--glyoxylate transaminase (gene AGX1). Gene Ontology annotation, cellular component: peroxisome. The record is from RefSeq and is a predicted model, not a curated record. Gene Ontology annotation, molecular function: L-serine:pyruvate transaminase activity; L-alanine:glyoxylate transaminase activity. NCBI's taxonomy places the organism in Eukaryota, Fungi, Ascomycota, Dothideomycetes, Mycosphaerellales, Mycosphaerellaceae.
UUGCUGCACCGGGAGACGUGUUCUCCAGGCAGACGGGAGAAAGUCGCGAAGGGAAGUGAAGAAGCUCCAGAAGCAGCACUCACGCGAGCCAUUGGGCGCUGCCAGGCCGUUCGCCGGCCGACUGAAGCUGCGUCAUCCUGGCUGCCCCACGUCUGCUCUUCCGCUCCGCAAUACCCCUCGUCGGCAUAGGACUCCGUCAUACAACAAAACGAAUCAUGCCGCCCAAGGAUCGCCUAGCUCAGCUCUCCAGACAUUUUUCCCAUUCACCUGCCCACGACAUUCCCCUCAACACCCCCUUCUCCAUUCAGAGCAAGAUCGUUGACGACUUUGCUGCAACGGGAUCGGGAGAAACAUUCAACAAGCCCGAACAACGACGAGACUUGUCCCAAUCCGCAGUAUCACAAGAGGAAGAAGGCAAGCGAUCCAAGCCCGCCGCGUCCACCAUGUCCAACCAACCACCACACCCGACCCUCCUCAUCCCGGGCCCCAUUGAAUUCGACGAUGCCGUCCUUCAAUCCAUGUCCCACUACUCCGAAUCCCACGUUGGCCAGCCAUUCGUCAAUUGCUUUGGCGAUGUGCUGUCAAUGCUGCGAAAGCUCUUCAUCUCCACCGACCCCAAUGCACAGCCCUUUGUCAUCUCAGGCUCAGGGACACUAGGCUGGGAUCAAGUCGCUGCCAACUUGACAGAGCCUGGCGAGGAUGCUCUCGUCCUUCACACUGGCUACUUUGCAGAUAGCUUCGCCGACUGCUUCGAGACGUACGGAGUCAAGGCUACACAACUCAAGGCUCCCAUUGGAGAUCGACCACAGCUUGAUGAGAUCGAAAAGGCAUUGAAAGAGAAGAAGUACAAGGUCAUCACGGUCACACACACCGACACCUCAACUGGUGUCCUUUCCGAGAUCGAACCUCUGUCCAAGCUCGUCAAGCAAGUGUCUCCCGAGACCCUUCUCAUUGUCGACGGUGUCUGCUCCGUCGGUUGUGAAGAGAUCCGCUUCGACGAAUGGGGCGUCGACGCCGUCAUCACCGCCUCCCAAAAAGCCAUUGGCUGUCCUGCCGGUCUCUCCAUCGUCUUCGCAUCCGGCCGCGCCAUUCAGACGUUCAAGAAUCGCAAGACCCCUCCCAACUCAUACUUCGGCUCAUGGAAGAACUGGCUACCAAUCAUGCAAAACUACGAGGCAAAGAAGCCUUCGUACUUCGCCACACCUUCUCCUCAACUGAUCCACGCCCUCCACACAUCCCUCACACAGAUCCUCUCGAUCCCACUCGAACAGCGCUUCCAACGACACAAGGAAGUUAGCCAAAAGAUCAAGAAGGCUGUUGCAGACCUUGGGUUGAAGCAAUUGGCUAGCAAGCCGGAGAACCAGGCCAAUGGUAUGACGGCGAUAUAUCUGCCCAAUGACCUCAAGCCUCCGGAGAUUCUGCCCAACUUGUUGAAGAAGGGCGUCAUCUUCGCCGGUGGUCUACACAAGGAGAUCGCGACCAAGUAUAUUCGAUUCGGACACAUGGGUGUUUCGAUUAUGGAUCCUCAAAGGGAUGAUGUAGAUCGCGCAUUGCAGAGUUUGAAGGAUGCGCUUGGAGAGGUAGGAUACAAGGCGCCGUAAAUGGAAGAUGUGUUAAGAGGAGGACUAUGUAGAUGAAAGAGAAAUGUAGUGGCGCCGCAACGUGCAGGUGUGAUGUAUCGAUCUUCUUCCAAUGGCAUCAAUGAUAUACAUAUACCCAUAUGCAGCAUAUAUGAAGAGAUGUUCACUUUCAUCUAUUCCCAUGGGAGUGAAAAGCUGACACUCAU